UAUGGUUCCUGGCCACGACGCCCACACUUGCAGCCCUUAAAGCCUCCACAUAACUUGCAUCAACAUUAAUCUUAAUGAUCUCCGUAGCGGGAGCCUGCCAAGUCACAAGAUUCUUUCGCAUAUCAUUAGUAAAAUUUAAGCCAUCCACCCUCUCUUUACCUUUGAUGCUAAUCUCCAUCUUGAUGUUGGGAUGACAGGCCGAGAAGGACGUCCAGUAAUUCUGAAGGAACCUCACCGAGUCAGAGAUUUUUUCCAGCCUAGGCGACCUGCGAAUGCCGCCCAUGGCGGCGGGGGCGCCGGAUCUGGCGCUGGGCCACGCCCAGCGGGAGGACCGGCCAGUGGUGGGUGGCUACUCUGGACAGGAGUGGAGCACCUUAAGAAGACGGGGGAGGGAGAUCCUUCGCCAUGCUCGUGAUCCGGAGGCUUGCCUGCGUCAUAUGCGGGAUAAAGUGAGUAAGUUUUUCAAUUCAGAGCUAGGCAAGGGGGAUUUGAAGGUGGCCAUGGCUGGGAUGACCGGCGCGGUGACGGAGGCGAAGUUCACGGACUCUGAUUUUGCCAUGAAAGAUGCGGAUCCGGCGAGUAAAGGGGCGGAAGAAACUGCAGUUUCCCUAUGCGUUAAAUCCAAUUUGACCACGGUUAAGGAGGGGCUCCUGGACGAGAUUAAUUUGGGGAUUAAUUCUGUUGAUUUGAGGGCGAAAUUUGGGGGUGAAGACAAGUAUUUGAGGGGCGAGUUUCAGGUUAUGCAACAGGCCAUUUUUCAGUUUCAGCAAGUGUGUUCGUUUCCUGCUCUCUGUUCUUUGUGUCUGAACCAGGUGAACCAGGGGAGGAUGGCAUCCGACAGGGAUCAGCAGCCACCCAACAUGGAAGCUACACGGCUGAAGCCUGCUGGUGCCCAGGGUGAUGAGCUCGGCGCUCCGGCGGUGGACUUGUCCACCCCCCUGCCACAGAGGGGAACCGCUGCUGUUGGGGGUCCGACUGGACUGAUGCUGUCCAUCACCCCCAGCGCCACCAUUGGCUUCUCGGCAGUCCCACAAGAUCCUCCGGCUCCUCGUAGGCAAGGCAAGCAAGUGGCCAUGCUGGCAGACGAGGAGGACGUGCCAAUCGUCAUCGACAUGGAGGCGGCCAUACAGGCAAUGAAGGGCAAGCUCGUCGUGGCUCGGGUGCUGUCGCAGUACCCGGUGGACCACAACGCCGUCAUCAACAGCUUGCGAGGGGCGUGGAGGCUCCGUGGCACUGCGGUCCCUCAACGGGUCACGAGCAGCGAUGGGCGCUUCGUCGUCACGUUCUCCGAGGAGGGGGACCGGCAGCGUGUUCUUCAAGCUGGGUCGUGGCACUACCAGAACGACGCAGUGCUCAUCAAGGACUUCGACGGCGUGGGUAACCCUGUGGACGUGCGCCUAGAUUCUUUAAGUAUCUGGGUGCAAAUUCAUAGGUUGCCCAUCAUCCUCAAGACUGAAGACAUGGGGUGGAAGCUUGGAAAGAAGCUCGGCACCGUCCUCGCCGUGUCGCACCGCAACAAUCAAAUCGUUGACGAGCAUCUCCGUGUUCGUGUUCAGCACCCUGUGGAGAAGCCAUUGAGGAAGAAUGUCGACAUAACCCCAAAAGUGGUGGGACACACGACAGAGAAGUUCUGCAGCAUGCCCAAAGAGCUGCGGAAGGCGUCCUACUCCACCGACAUAAGGGCGCCUCCGUAUUGGGCCUCUGCUCGUAGACAAAUCGAUUUUGGGAAGAAGCCGGUGAAGGACAAGGUGAUCACGGAGGUGGCCUCGGUGGUCAAAAGACUAUACUUGUCUGCUGCUGCAGAUACGACUACGGCGUCAGCUUUGGUGGACGGUUCUGCUCCGGUUGCCACUGACGCACCAAACGCAUUGGAGCAGCUUGUGCUCGUUGGCGGGGGUACCAACAACUCCAGCAAUGGGCCCCCUGUUCAGUUUGCUACUGGAGGCCUGGAGGCGUCCAAUGACAUGGCUGGAGCACUCCUCAACACCAACUCAGGAGCUCCGGCUGGUCAAAUGAGUGAGCUGAUGGAUAAGGGACCUGGGGAGCACCUCCACUCUAACCUGGGUGCUCCUGGGUCUCCUACUGCUGCUGCUAUGGCGUCUAUGCAGAAGCAGCCGCAGAUGGGGGAUGUACAGCCUAUGGAUCAGGCGAAGGCUAAAGCUCAUGGUGGUCGCAAGGGUGCUGCUGCUGAUGGCGUACAACAGCGUGCUCUGGCUACUGCUGGAGUCCAACGAUGGAAGAGGCUUCAUCGAGAAGAGCAGGAAGAGAAGGAGAUGGUGCAAUCUGCAUGUGCUAAACAUGUGGUUUUUGGCAUCCCCACGCCACCAAACAGCGGCAGCGAGCUCUCCAGUCGCAAGAUGAUUUUUGCUGCCAUGCUUGAGAGUACGGCAGGUAGCAAGAGGCGAUCCCCUGAUGACAAAGACUUCGUGUUAAGCAUGAAUAGUACUAGUACUGAAAGUCUAGAGGUUAGGGAUGCUAUGGAUGUGAGUAUGAAUUGUAAAAGAGUGUGUGUUGAGAGAGUUGGUACUAGAGUAGGCAUAGAUGGGUCUACUAUUCAUGUAACUGAAGAGGUAGAUGGGGGAGUGGAGGUGGAUCAGGACAAAAGAAGAGAGUCUGUAGGGGAUGAAAAAGAUGUAGAGGAUGGAAAAGAUGUAGGGAACAAUACUAAGGAAGCAACCGGCCCUGGGGCUGCUGGUCAACUGACGGGCGAGCAUGAUAUCGCCCGUCAGGAGCCAUGAAAAUAAUUAGCUGGAACUGCCGAGGUCUGGGUCAACCUCGGACAGUCCAAGAGUUGGUGUGCCUCUCAAAGACACACCGACCCAACGUUAUCUUUCUUUCUGAAACAAGGAAAAAUAAAGAGUAUGUUGAGAGUUUGCGCUA
This is a messenger RNA of Triticum aestivum (bread wheat), 2880 nucleotides long. RefSeq lists its product as uncharacterized. The transcript is spliced from 2 exons. Lineage: Eukaryota; Viridiplantae; Streptophyta; Magnoliopsida; Poales; Poaceae. Bases 273 to 2738 code for a protein of 821 amino acids. The record is from RefSeq and is a predicted model, not a curated record.